Messenger RNA from Rotaria sp. Silwood1, 423 nucleotides. Lineage: Eukaryota; Metazoa; Rotifera; Eurotatoria; Philodinida; Philodinidae. The record is from the annotation of a GenBank genome assembly.
AUGCUAGGCACCGAUUGUUGUUUUUGUCAAUGGGGCGCAAAUGCGCGAACAUUUAUUAGUACUGAUCCUCUCGCUAAUUGGACCUAUCUCAGUGAGUUAAAUUAUUGUGCUGAUGGAAAAGCUCCACCACAACAUAUCGACGGUAUGAAUAUCAAUCCAUGCUCAAUUAAUGAUCCGUAUGGGACAAAUUUUACAAUCCCUGCACAACAAUUCAAUGUAGCCACUUUACCAAUAUCAUCAGAAGAAACUUUAUAUAUGUACUAUGGCGAAAGAUUUCGCUCGAGUAAAGAUGGAAUCAAAGGUCAUGAUUUUCAAGCUUGGAUACCAAUAGAGUUUAUGCAGAAUAAUACUCCGAAACCUAUGAAGUUUUAUGAUAAUUUCACUAUUAACAUUCAAGAGAAAUAUAGUGCAAAAUUAAUUUAA